GAAAGAUGUGGCCAGAAAUCCUGCAGAUGUGGCCGUGACAGGAGGAGAUUCUUCUCUCCACGUCCGGACUCCCAGAGGAGAUCUGAGCCUGACUUUGCCGGCAGGAGUCACCUUCGAGCAGGGAUCCUGCAUUCCCACACCUGCGGGAGAAUCCUGUGGAGAGGAGCUGCAUUUCAGACUGCGCAUUAAUGUCUCAAGGAGCACAGAGGAAGAGGCUUCUGACAGCGUGAUGGAGACACUCCGGGCAAAAGAGACUUAUUGCUUCUACUGCCAGGGCUGCAUGACCAGGCUGCUGGAGGACAGAGUGUUUAAGCGAGUCCUUCCUCUCCCCAACGGCAACUGGAACUCUAUCGUGGACGACUGGUGUUGCCACCCAGAUCCGUUCGCUAAGAAGCUGCUACCCCGAGCCGAGGAUUGUUUACUCGGUGACACCUUCCUCCUUGUAGCCAGAGACGACAGCUGUGAACAGACUCUCACAGAGGAAGUGAGCCCUGUUGGCUCAGAAGACAGUCAAGAUCCAAAGAAACCCUGCCGCCGACUGGCACUUGUCUCCUGCAAGAGCUGCUCAUCAGUGCUGGGAGAGGCUGUCGCCCCAGGGACCCUGAAACUGUACAUCACACAGGUGGUGGUGGAGGCCGCUGUGGGAGACAGAAAGCCAGAAGCUUCACUUAACAGGGCCCUCUUCCUGGAGAGGGCUAUUGCAGCCAGGCUGUUGGGACUGUCCAACUCACUGAGCACCUUCCACUUCUCUGUCCAGACGCCUGAUGGAAAGGCGUUCUUAUUGCUUUGGCUGCUGAACGGCGACUCCAUCAUAGCGUCAGUCCCAGAGACGUGUGUCGGGGGUGAGAGGUCUAUCAGCUCCCCGGCUCUUCACAGUCCAUCACCCAGAGCUGCCAGGGCCCUGAAACUCCUCUACACCUCCUGCUCUCACACAGGCAUCGAGCAGAGAGACAUUGUAGCUAGUUGGGAGGUCAAUGCCAUAGGACAUCCUGUGGUGCUGCCACUGACUGUGUGCGAGGAGCUGCUGCAAGUGAUAGAUGACAGCAACUCGACACUCCCUGUGUCUAUGCGUUGCAUGAGGUCCUAUGAGGUGGCUUACCUGAGACUGUGAGGUCAAAGGUCAGAUGUCAGGAGGUCAAGACUCCACGUCUCACUCUUGGUAGUGAAUUCAAAAGGACCUGGGACCACUGAGAGAGGAUCGUUGAACAUGUACUGUAUGUCUGUAUACAUUAAGAUGGCCUCCUGCACAGAUCUCCAGUACGUAUGAGAAUGAAGAUUACUGCAGGAGGAAAUGCAGCAAGCAUGGCAUAGCUUGUUCAGUCAAGUCAAGUUGUGGUUUCUGGUUGCUUCCAUCAACAGUCAUGUUUAAACAGGUUGCUGCCAACGCUUAUCCAGUAAAUGCAAAACUGGAAGAGAAUGACAAAAGCAACAAAGUUGUUUUUCAUAGAAUAGAUAAUAGUUAGGUCUUGUUGUAGUUCUUUAUCAUUUUUAACCCUAAUGUAAUUGUAUCAAGAAGUAUCACAGCGGUUGAAAAGCCUGUAUGUGUACAUUGUGUUUGUCCUUUCCUAAACUUUGUUUUGUAUUUUUCCUACCAUUCUUGACAAAAACAGAUUAAACUCUAUUUUUGAAGAA
Morone saxatilis (striped sea-bass) is the source of this 1632-nucleotide messenger RNA. It is a transcript of the gene ube3d, whose product is annotated as ubiquitin protein ligase E3D. Gene Ontology annotation, molecular function: ubiquitin conjugating enzyme binding; ubiquitin protein ligase activity; cyclin binding. Gene Ontology annotation, cellular component: ubiquitin ligase complex; cytosol; nucleus. The record is from RefSeq and is a predicted model, not a curated record. Gene Ontology annotation, biological process: proteasome-mediated ubiquitin-dependent protein catabolic process; protein polyubiquitination; protein monoubiquitination. Lineage: Eukaryota; Metazoa; Chordata; Actinopteri; Moronidae.